This is a messenger RNA of Darwinula stevensoni, 354 nucleotides long. NCBI's taxonomy places the organism in Eukaryota, Metazoa, Arthropoda, Ostracoda, Podocopida, Darwinulidae. The record is from the annotation of a GenBank genome assembly.
AUGGGGAUGUUGUUAACAUUCAAUGCAGCCACGAUCGCGCUGAUCAUCGUGGGGAUGAGGGAUCGCUCGGAGAGCAUCGUCGGAGGCGUAGUCAGCGCCGCUCCCCUUCGUCGCCAUCCCGAUCGGGGCAUCAGCGUCGGAGGCGUCGCUCACGGCAUCAUCACGGGGACCGGGAUCGAGAUCAUCAUCACAGCUCCAAACGUCGCUAUCACCGGUAUUCCUCCUCCCCGAUCUCGUGUCUGUCAUCUUUCAAAUCCUCUUCCUGCUCUGACUUCUCUGCCUCCACCUACUCCACCUCCAUCCUCCCCUCCCCCUCCUCCUCCCAUCCUCUCAUCUCCUCUCCUCUCAGCUUGA